CCUCGCGCUCUCUGAGUCUCCAGCAUCCUCCGGUCCAUGGAUUACACAGUUUCCCUCCAAGUGCAACAUCAGCUGGCGGUGUUUCCCACGCACCUCUACCAGGGAUACAGCGUGGAGGUUCAGAUGAAGUCAACAGAAGUGGACCACGGGCUUUUCACAGACAGCUACUGCAAAGUGUGCAGCGCUCAGCUCAUCUCCGAGUCCCAGAGGGUGGCCCAUUAUGAGAGUCGGAAACACGCCAACAAAGUGCGGCUGUAUUACAUGCUACAUCCUGUGGAUGGAGGCUGCCCCGCCAAGAAGCUCAGAACAGACAAUGGCAGCGACAAAGGCGACGUGGACAAGAAUAAGUGCUGCACGCUGUGUAACAUGUCCUUCACCUCCGCAGUGGUGGCACAGUCGCACUACCAGGGUAAAAUCCACGCCAAGAGGCUAAAACUGCUGCUGGGGGAGCAGCCGGUCAUCACAGCCAAAGAGGCGUCCCCCAGUCCUGUAAAGAGCUCCCCAGAAACGUCCCCCAUGACGUCCCCCCGACAGCGCCGGGACUCGGACCGUUACUGCCAGCUAUGCAACGCCUGGUUCAACAACCCCGGCAUGGCUCAGCAGCACUACGACGGCAAAAAGCACAAGAAGAACGCAGCCAGAGCGGACCUGCUGGAGCAGCUCGGGAAGACCCUGGACAUGGGCGAGAUGAAGGGUCUGAAGCGGAGCUACACCUGUGAAGUGUGCAGCGUCACUCUGAACUCGGUGGCUCAGUACCAUGCACACCUGCAGGGCUCCAAGCACCAAAACAAUCUGAAGAACCAGAUAUGUGUCCAGUGAUCGUCACCGCAGAUGAAACCUCUUGGAUUGAUGUCAGACAAGCUGAUGGUCAGCUUGCCCUCCAUCCUGCUUCUACUCCUCCAUCAUCUCUAUCUCUGUCUUUUUAAGGAGGAUUAUAAAGAGAUGUUUUGUACCACUCCAGCACUGCAUCGGCUCUCACCUGUGGGGAUAGAGUGGUGCAGGAAUGAGUCCCAAACGCCAGAAAAAGUCUGCAUUUUUAGCACUUCCUGUCUGAAGUCAAUGGGUUUCUGAAUGUGUUUUAGCUGGAAAUUAUGUCUGUGGUUAAAACAAGCUGAAGAGAUUUUAAUUGUACGUCAUUAAAUACGUGACCGUGCUGUAGUUCCUUUAUAGCCCAAAAUUAGCCACCUUUAGCUUAGCAGUGGUCACGUGAAGUCAUGUGACCGUGCUGUAGUUCCUUUAUAGCCCAACAUUAGCCUCCUUUAGCUUAGCAGUGGUCACGUGAAGUCAUGUGACCGUGCUGUAGUUCCUUUAUAGCCCAACAUUAGCCUCCUUUAGCUUAGCGGUGGUCACGUGAAGUCAUGUGACCGUGCUGUAGUUCCUUUAUAGCCCAACAUUAGCCACCUUUAGCUUAGCGGUGGUCACGUGAAGUCAUGUGACCGUGCUGUAGUUCCUUUA
Molecule: messenger RNA, 1455 nt
Organism: Eleginops maclovinus (Patagonian blennie)
Lineage: Eukaryota; Metazoa; Chordata; Actinopteri; Perciformes; Eleginopidae
Gene: zmat4a
Product: zinc finger, matrin-type 4a
Exons: 7
Coding region: 37-819 (260 amino acids)
Cellular component (GO): nucleus
Molecular function (GO): nucleic acid binding; zinc ion binding
Source: RefSeq, a predicted model, not a curated record